Messenger RNA from Prosopis cineraria, 2304 nucleotides. RefSeq names its product cytokinin hydroxylase-like. The transcript is spliced from 9 exons. The coding region runs from base 1 to 2304 and encodes 767 amino acids. The record is from RefSeq and is a predicted model, not a curated record. NCBI's taxonomy places the organism in Eukaryota, Viridiplantae, Streptophyta, Magnoliopsida, Fabales, Fabaceae. Gene Ontology annotation, molecular function: nucleic acid binding; monooxygenase activity; zinc ion binding.
AUGAGAGUGGGUGGAGAUGUUCAAAGGAUGGCUAUUGAUCUGGUAUGGAGGACUUUCUCUCGGUUUAACCCUCCAGCCUUUAAUGGAACUAUAAAGGAAGGAGAAGUAGAGAAAUGGAUAGAGAGAGUUGAGACCAUCUUUGAGGUGGGAGAUCUUGACGAGGAAGCAUUUAUCCAGAAGUUUAAUCAGCUAUCAAAAUUUGCUACUUAUUUGAAUAAGACCAAUGAUACAAGAAGGGGUUGCGAAGUAGAAGCAGAAAAGAGACGAGAUAGUCAUAAGAGGUUCUCGUCCUCCCUAGACCCUUUUAGAAGAGUCUCUAAGAAGACGGGUUAUGGCCAGAGUAGUUCUGCAGCACCAGGCAAGAAGAGUUUUGCUUCUAAUAUGCCUACCCCAACCUUAAGUACAGCUCGACCACCACCGUCUACUAAGUAUAGGUGGUCACAUCCUGGGAGGUGCUGGGCAUGUUUUAAAUGUGGGAAACCUGGCCAUUUAGCAAGACAAUGUCCUAAGGGAAGAGUGGAGAUGGAAGGGCUGAGAACUACCAUUUCAGGACGAGUCAACACACUAUCUCAAGAGGAGGCAAGAGCAUCACCAAACUUGAUAAAAGUACAUAAGGUCUAUGAUGGAAAUAUUAAUAAGAUUGGGGUAGUGAAUGAAUUCCCUGAGGUAUUUAAGGAUGAUAUGUCUGGUUUACCUCCAGAAAGGGAAGUGGAAUUCACCAUAGACCUAGUGCCAGGAACUGAACCAAUCUCAAAGGCACCAUACCGGAUGUCACCAAUAGACUUUAUCAGUUUAGCUCUGAAACUUGCAUUUUCAUGGUGGGUGAAGCCGGUCCUGACACAUCUCAAGCUGAAGAGAUGUGGAUUUGGAGGGCCAACGCCAAGUUUCCCAUUCGGAAACAUUAAAGAGAUGAAAAACCAGAAUAACACCACAAGUGCUAUCACUCUUCAGUACUCAUCAUCAUCAUCAUCAUCAAAACCCAGCCAUGAUAUACACUCCAACGUUUUCCCUUACUUCUCUCGAUGGCAGAAUUCUCACGGGAAGGUGUUCGUGUACUGGUUGGGGACAGAGCCGUUCUUGUAUAUAGCAGAACCAGAAUUCUUGAAGCGAAUGUCGACAGAGGUUUUGGCGAAGAGAUGGGGAAAGCCGAGUGUGUUCAGAAAUGACAGAGACGCCAUGUUUGGAAGUGGCCUUCUUAUGGUCGAAGGCAACGACUGGGUUCGUCAUCGUCAUAUUAUUGCCCCCGCCUUCUCUCCUCUCAACCUGAAGGCAAUGACGUGCUUGAUGGUGGAAUCCACAAACCAAAUGAUACAAAGAUGGUGUUCCCAAAUAAACUCUGGAAACUCUGAAAUAGACGUAGAGAGAGAAGUUAUAGCCACAGCUGGAGAAAUCAUAGCGAGAACGAGCUUUGGUAUGAGAGAUCAUGAGAAGGCAAAGCAAGUGUUUGAUAAACUAAGAGUUCUUCAAAUGACUCUCUUCAAGACUAAUCGAUACGUGGGUGUGCCUUUUGGGAAUUACUUGAACGUUGAGAAAGCCCUAGAGGCCAAGAAACUGGGGAAGGAGAUUGAUAAUCUCUUGUUGUCGAUCAUAGAAUCUCGGAAACAGUUGAAAACGAUGAGACAACCUCAGGAAAAUCAACAAGAUUUGUUGGAUUUGUUGGUGCAAGGGAAUAAAUUGACUAUGAGAGAACUUGUUGAUGAGUGCAAGACUUUCUUCUUUGGUGGACAUGAGACCACUGCACUUGCUGUAACCUGGACUUUGAUGCUUUUGGCUACGCAUGAAGAUUGGCAAAAUCAACUUAGAGAUGAGAUCAAAGAAGUCGUGGGAGAUAACGAGCUUCAUGAUGUCAAUUUGCUCGCAGGUUUAAGGAAGAUGAAGUGGGUGAUGAAUGAGGUUCUCAGAUUAUACCCACCUGCGCCAAACGUUCAAAGGCAAGCCAGAGAAGACAUUAAAGUCGACAAAUUGACAGUGCCUAAUGGCACCAACAUGUGGAUCGAUGUGGUGGCGAUGCACCAUGACCCGGAACUAUGGGGAGAAACCGUGAACGAGUUCAGACCGGAGCGGUUCAAAGACGACGUUAAUGGAGGAUGUAGCCAUAAGAUGGGUUACUUACCUUUUGGGUUCGGGGGAAGAAUGUGUGUGGGAAGGAACUUGUCCUUCAUGGAGUAUAAGAUUGUGUUAACUCUUCUUCUUUCUAGGUUUAGGUUUAAGCUUUCUCCACGUUAUCAUCAUUCUCCUUCAAUUAUGCUCUCUCUCAGGCCUGCUCAUGGACUUCUUCUCACAGUUGAGCCUCUUGAUCACUAA